Messenger RNA from Liolophura sinensis, 913 nucleotides. Its product is annotated as selenoprotein S-like. Gene Ontology annotation, cellular component: Derlin-1-VIMP complex; endoplasmic reticulum membrane; Derlin-1 retrotranslocation complex. Lineage: Eukaryota; Metazoa; Mollusca; Polyplacophora; Chitonida; Chitonidae. The coding region runs from base 81 to 539 and encodes 152 amino acids. The record is from RefSeq and is a predicted model, not a curated record. Gene Ontology annotation, biological process: endoplasmic reticulum unfolded protein response; retrograde protein transport, ER to cytosol. The transcript is spliced from 5 exons.
CACUUCCACGUUGCAUUUAUUUGAAAGAUAGCUAACUCAUCAGUGACUUUGAUUAUCGUUGCCGGUACAGAGACCUCGGGAUGGAUGCUCAGGGCCGAGAAGCCGGAGAAGCCCAGCAACCUCCACCUCCGCCCAUGUCUCCCUCAACCUCACAAAUAGUUCUUCAAGUCUUGGAACAAUAUGGCUGGUUUCUUCUUCUUGGGGCAAUACUGAUUUAUUUCUUCUGGGGAAAGCUAGAGCAGAAGUUCAGGCAGUUUCAGGAGAAACAGGAAGAGAAAAACCUGAAGAAGUAUGAUUCUAACACAGCACAGAGAAGGCUGGAGUCCAUGGCGGCAGCACGGCAGCGACUACAGGAGAAGUACGAUUCUGAGGCCAGAGUGUUUGCAGAACAUCAGAGGAAGAAAGAGGAAGAGAAGAGGAAAGAAAGAAUAGAUGACUGGGAUAGACAUUUAGAAGGAAAAGGAUACCGAAAUAAGUUCAAGCCUCCGAGAGCUAACAUGAAGUCAAUCAAGUCAUCUGUGUGCCUGUUGGUCAUCUGAUCGAUCAAUUUCUUCACUUAUUUGAGUCUUCCCUCCAGAUUGCAGUGUUUGGGCAAAUCUGAUAGUAUGUACAUUACUCCUGCUUGCUGGAGUUUUCACCCCAUGAGGUUCACCCCAUGCAUUUUCACCACAUGAGGUUCACCCCAUGCAUUUUCACCACAUGAGGUUCACCCCAUGCAUUUUCACCCCAUGAGGUUCACCCCAUGCAUUUUCACCCCAUGAGGUUCACCCCAUGCAUUUUCACCCCAUGAGGUUCACCCCAUGCAUUUUCACCCCAUGAGGUUCACCACAUGAGGUUCACCACAUGAGUUUUCACCACAUAAGGUUCACCACAUGAGGUUCACCUCAUGAGUUUUCAGCCAGAGGCUCACCCC